Molecule: messenger RNA, 4422 nt
Organism: Symbiodinium sp. CCMP2456
Lineage: Eukaryota; Dinophyceae; Suessiales; Symbiodiniaceae
Source: the annotation of a GenBank genome assembly
AUGGCGGCGGCUGAUCUAAACCCUCGUCAUGCGAACCUAUGCAAUCAGCUCGACCUGCAGAACUUUGAGGCCUUUUUCAAGCCUCCUUCUUGGGACUUCAGUUGGUGGCCGGCCAAGAACGAGUCGUCAGAGCUUGAAGAGGUCUUGAAGCAACUCAUACAUCUCGCCGAAGUCAAGCAGAAAAACCGUGGUGGCGAAGCUGAUUUGCGGCAGAAGCUCCGGGCAAUCGACGAAGAGUUGCACGCACUCUACAGCAUUGCACGCGGUAGGCAAGCUCAGCAGAUUUUCACCGAAGCUUCAGCUUUGCUCCAGCGGCUGGGGCACUCCGUGCAGAUGCGUUGCAAAACUGGGAGCUCUUGCGAAGAAACCAGCAAAGCCUCGAGCCACAAGCUGGUUCAACUGUCGCAGGAACAGGCGCUCGUGGCAGGCUGUCCACACAGCGUCCUGGUUCAAGGCAGAUCUGGAACGGGGAAGACCCUGGUUUUGGUUAACAGGUUGCAUCAGUCCUUUGUGGACCAGUGCAAUGCCGGAAGCUUGCCGGCAAGUCUUUUUGUCACGAAGUCCACGCUGCUGGUGGAAGAGGUGUCACGCCAGCUGCGCGAGAAAGGAUGUGACCUUGCCGAGCCGACAUGGCCUCCUUCGACGGGGAUUUAUUGCUUGACCUGGAAGAAGCUGGUGCAGCUGGCUGUCCCCCAUGUUCAGGAAGCAGAUAUCUCAUACGAGGUCUUCCAUGACGCGUAUGUCCCCGACAUCAAAGGGGAAUGUAAAGUACCAGCCCAGAUUCUGUGGGCUGAAUUCAACACCACACUGCGGCCGUUUGGCCCUGGCAUGGCACUUGGGCUGGGCGACGUCGGGGUCUGGUGCCUGCAGAGGGACGAGUACUUAAAGGAAGAGUCUAGCGCUAUGGGAGUUCACUUGGAUGAAUCGGAUCGGAUGCAGAUAUAUCGAUGCUUCAAACAGUAUUGCAAGCUGAAGAAGCAUCGGCAGCAGCUGGAUGACACUGACGUGGCUGCGCUGAUCGCCAGCUGUCAAGAGCUGCAGGAGGUGUCUUUUGAUGCACUCUUCGUGGACGAGGUGCAAGAUUUCUCACCUGCCGAGAUCUCGUCUUUGCUCCUCCUUUGCAAGAAUCCCAAUGCUGUCACGAUUACGGGCGAUACUUGCCAGACCAUCAAUGCUGGAAGCGCUUUCAACUUCCAGCAGUUGGUCAAGGCUUUCCGGCAGCAUCGACUGGGGGCAUUGCAUCAUAUGCCCGAAGGUGCAAGAGCAUACAGCUGGCUAAGUUGCUGCGAGAAGGACCUGCAGAAAGCGACCGAGCAAGCCGGGCUACGGCAAGAGGUCGAUCGCAAGCGACGUGCCAGGAAGCUGAUAGGAAAUGCCUUGAUAGAACGAGGUGUCCUGUCACGGGGCGGCCCCUUUAGGCCCAGCAUGCGGGACGACUUGGGUGAUGCAUCUCGACAUUUGGCAGAAGCCACGCAGAAGAUGAAGGCGGCUGAGGAAGUUCUCCAGAAGCUGCAAACACAAUUUCUGGUGAUGAGCCUGCGCUUCAACUAUCGCUGCAAAGCGGGCAUCGCAGCAGCGGCCUCCUCCAUUAGCCAGCUGCUCCUCGAAAGGUUCCCGCGCGCUGCGGACUUCAUACAAGAAGAGACCACCACGCCGGGGGCGAAGCCCAUGUUCGUCCGAAUGGCCAGCAGGGACUUCCUCUUCCAGUACAUGCUCGGCAGCGGAGCUUCGCAGCUGCCUGUGGUGGAUCCCACGUGCAUCGCCAUGAUCGUGCGAAGUGAUCGGGUGCGGCUGGAGCUCCGGAAGCGGAAGAUCCGGGGUCUCUUCUUGACGCCUGCGGAGGCCAAGGGCCUGGAGUUUGACAUGGUGUUCCUGAUCGACUUCUUCUCCAGCGGCUCCAAUGAUGAUGUUUGGGACAUUGCUGACAGCACGUCCUCAUCCACACAGCUUGCUCAAGCGAACGUCGAGGGAAGAGCGCUCUCAGAAACUGAGAAGCGUCGGCUCUGGGAUGUCGCGCUGGCCAUACCGGAGCUGAAAACACUCUACGUGGCGAUUUCACGGGCUCGCUCAGCCUGUGUGUUUCUGGAGUGCCACAAGGAAGUCCACAAAGCAUCCUAUCAACCUUUGCUGCAGAGGUGGCUGGACAGGGAUCUCGUUGAGCUGACAGACUUCGAAGCUGCACAGGGCGACGACGUCGCCUCGCAGAUUCCGGAGUUGCGGCGGCGUUUCAAGUGCGUCUCAACGCAAGAGGACCUCGCCGCCGUGGCUGACUACCGUGAUCGUGGCGAGAAGCUCAUGAACCAUGCGCUUGAUGACCUUCGCGAGCGGCGUAAGGUACUGCGCGAGGCAUACAACGUUUUCAAGAUGGGUUCUAACCAUGCGAGUCUGUGGCUUCAUCGGCAGCUCACGCCUGACAUCCUGUGCCCACUGAGCUGGAAGAAUCAGCUGGCGGCUGCUUUGCGAGAGGCCUCGAGGUGUCCCAGCUGGCGCGGGCAGUCUGCCUUGGCUAAGUUGUGCGCGAAGCCCGAGACCGCAGAACUGAUUUGGCGGCGGAUUGCCUCCUUCCUGGCGCCCGAGUCAGAGCAGUGUGGAGUGGAUGUGGCACUGCACCAUAUGGUGGAGUGCUGCAAGGAACACGGCAAGCAAGUGAGACGACUGCAGAAGUGUCUGGCAAAGGCACACGCCCACAUCUACGUCAUCGCUCCGCAGUAUGACACUGAGCAACAAGGCCGUUAUCGGCAGAAGUUCGAGGCGCUCGGUGCCGUCUUUGAGCAGAGGGCAAAGUCGUUGAAGGAGUAUGAGAAAGCCAAGAAGGCCGCUGCUGUGGCGAGGCUUCGCCGGAAAGUGUUACCCUCUCUCAUCCGGCUCAUAGAAGCUGGCAUGCCAAAGCUGGCGAAUGAGCGCAACGAUUCUAAGCGCAUGCUCGACGCUCAGAAAAAGGAAGAGGCAAAACUUACGGAUGAAACAGAGACGGUCAAACAACGGAUGCUUGAGCUCUCAAGAAGGUAUCAGUUGCCAGUCAGCAGAGAGCUCGAGGAGGCAGCUGCUCGCUUUCGGAAGUGGGACCAGAAACUAGCCACAAAGGACCCAGGUGCUGGUUUGUGGUUGGAAGAAGUCAGGAGAAACUCAGAAGGUCAAGAGCUGACUUGGUCCACUCUGUUGUCUAAGUUCCACGAAUGGGAGUCAAUCAGCUCUUGCAGACGUCGGUGGAGCAAGCUUGUUCAAGUGGACAAAACGGCCUACCGCAUCCACCAGCUUCCUGAAUCGGAGAUGAAGUCUCUCGAAGAAGAGAGCCUUUUUGAACAGACCUGCAGACGCCGAGUGGAAAAAAGAAAUGGGAAGUUUGAAGAGGAGGAAGAAUGGCUUUGCCCACAGGGUCAAGAAAGCAACAUGGAAGCUUGGAGGCCAGAUUUGCGAGUCGACCCUCAAAGCGGAGAGGAGAUGUCCUUCAAGCAGGUGUUGGGGAAGUACGGGGAAGAUUUUUCCAAGAAGCAGUGCACGUCCUACUGGUUCUCGAAGAUGAAGCAGAUUCCUCCGGGACAGGCGCUAAGCGAUUCUCGGCCGGGACAGCCGAGAGACCGUGUGGAGAAGUUCUCGGGCGAUCACCUGGAGAUCGUUCGCAGAGAAGUCGCGACUUUGGAGCGCUCGCACGGCCGUCCUGACAGGUUGUGGUUUCCUGAUGGCACUGUAUGGACAUUGUUGGAUGCAGAGGAGUCAGAGCGGCUUCUGACGCAGUCCCAAGAGGUCCUCGACAACUGCUGCGCUUUGAGCCAGAAGAUCGAGGAGUCAGAGAAGGCAUUGCGCCGGGCCCAGGAAAGCACCAAGCGACAGAAAGAGCAUUUCGAGAGGAGGAAGAAGCGGCUCCAAGAAUGGAAGGAGCGCCUGCAGCGCCUUCAGUCCUACUGGGACGAGAACCCGAACGUCCACAAAGACGCGAUGCAAAAGCUGAGGACGAGGUUCCGCCAGCUGACGCCAUCCGUCACUGAGGUGGUUGGGAAGUUCGAAGCCCUAACAAAAAUAAGCGACCACCGGGUGGAGGCCUACGAGAGUGCAGCCCGAGGAUUCCUUGCGUCCGGUGAAUUUCAGAAGGCGGCCGAGGCAUUCUGCCGGGGAGCAGCGAGCUGCAAAGAUGCCCUUGAUGCGGUCGAUGGUGGAUCCAUAGCACAGGAUGGGCUUUGUGCCGAGUUCGUGUAUUUGUGGAGUAAGAGUGCUCCUCGGCGGCUUGUUCUGGCAAAGAAGGUUUCGCUCCUCUCACAUGCGGGCCGCUGUUGGUCCUGCAAGGCCAUCCGCGAGCUUGACACCUCUCAAGCGGAAGAAGCCGUGGUCAAAGCCCGGGAGGCCUUCCAGCUUGCAGGUCAGAGUAAGGAAGCCGACGCGUGCGAAGGGUGGCUUCGCACUUCGCUGCAUCUGCCUGAAUCCUGA